This is a messenger RNA of Ambispora gerdemannii, 954 nucleotides long. NCBI's taxonomy places the organism in Eukaryota, Fungi, Glomeromycota, Glomeromycetes, Archaeosporales, Ambisporaceae. The record is from the annotation of a GenBank genome assembly.
AUGUCGUCAGAUACACUUGCAUCACUUAAAUCAAAGAGGAAAGGUGAACUUAAAGAACUUGCAGUUAAUUAUGGACUAAGUACUAAAGGUCUUAGGAUCGAUAUAGAAAAUCGGAUAAGAGAAUAUAUAUUAGAGCGACAAAAAGAUAGUGAUGAUACGGACGUAAGUACUGGAUACUCUGGAGAAGGAGACUCAGAAAAAGAGGUGAAACAGGCUGAAAGUAGUUCAGGACCUCCCUCACCAGUCCGGCCUUCAUCGCGUGCUGCUGCAUCUUCACCUCAUAAAAAAACGAAUGGAGAUAGUCGAUCAGAUUAUUCAUCAGAAUCAUUUGAUAAGCAGGAAGUUGUGAAAGAAAUAGCCGUAGGCACUUCUUUUAAUGGUAGUACUCCCCAUGGUCGAACUAUUGAAACUAGUGAUGACCACGAUGUGAAUUUUUCCGUGAGAACAUUCAGUUUUGAGACAGUUAAUGAAGGAGUGAUUGAACUUAGACGUUAUGUGACAAAUACUCGAGCAUUUGUGAUAGCAUCUAUAGCAUUACAAAUCGCCGUUUUCUUAUAUGUUUCAAUUGAAUGGACAAAGUUUGCGACUAUUCCCAUCGGAUUUCUUUCGACUGAAACACGAGAGUAUUCGAUCAAUUUACGAGGUCCAGAUUUGACAAUCCUCGGUGAAUGGCAUCGAUUCUGGCGUCCAUUAUUGGUAUACUGGGGAUACCUCGUAUUACUACCAUUAGUGUUUGCCUACGUAUUCAAUUUCGAGCCCCAUCGUCAUGCCGCCAGUCCGCUCGCUUUUUCCGUAGCUCAGUAUUGUAUUCUGUUCAUAUCGGCUGGUAAUUUGGACUGGGUGGAAGAUGUACGCGAUUUCAUUCCUGAAACUAUCAUCUACAGUGGUGCUGGGGCUUCUGUUGUAUUUGCAUUUUAUGAAGGUUUGUUAGCAAAUACGAGUGUGCAGAUCUGA